Arctia plantaginis is the source of this 948-nucleotide messenger RNA. The record is from the annotation of a GenBank genome assembly. NCBI's taxonomy places the organism in Eukaryota, Metazoa, Arthropoda, Insecta, Lepidoptera, Erebidae.
AUGUCAAAAUGCAAAGGAUGCGGUAAAUACAUAGCACAAAAAGACAUUACUAAAUGUUCUAAAUGUCAGAACUAUUACCAUCGCACAUGUGCGCUCGCGGCUACACCAGGGGUUAAAUCUGUCUCGCCAAAAUGGAUAUGCGCGGGCUGCAAUGUUGUCUUAGCAACCCCGCCAGCUGUGGCGGAGGCAUGUGUGUCACCGCAGCCGAGUAAUUCACACGGCGCCACGGCAAGUAACAACUUGCCUAGGGAUUGCAACCCAGCACAAACAGUGGAUGUAAGCUUAAUACUUAAAGAGAUUCGUAUCUUUCGUGAAGAGAUUAAUGCUUUGAUAUCGGAAUUGCGUGAGUUUAGAGAAGAGAUGUUAAGCCUUCAAGCAGGUAAUAAGAUGUGCAACGAUAGAGUGGAUUUACUGGAGAAGAGAGUUGCUGCCUUAGAGGAGAAAUCGGAUCAACAUUUGUAUCCCGACCUCACAACAUUAGAGACAACCGUACGCGAUUUAAAACUUAAACUGAAUGAGCGUGAACAGGAAUCCUUGUUAAAUGACAUAGAGGUUUCUGGGGUACCCGAAUCGAAUGGUGAAAACGCAAAGCAAAUUAUAAAUAUGAUUUCCAUCAAACUCGGCAUUAAGUUGGAGGAACGGGCAGGAAACGGACGUCGUAAUUAUGAGGAAAGCGAAGAAAAGGCGCCUCGGCCGCGCGUCAUUGUCGUCCGCCUUACGCGCAGCACAGCUACAGCUUCUGCGCAGCGCUCGGCACAAUUAUCAUAUGAAAAAGCAGUGAAGUUAUUAAAAGAUCAUUUACAACUCGCACCAUCAGCCUUAGCGGAACGGUAUCACUUUAGACAAUGGAGGCAGAAUUGUGAAGAAAACAUUGCUAAUUACGUGGCAGGAUUAAAGAAGCUAGCGGAAGCUAGUGCACAUUUGACGGACACCGUAAUGAGAACCUGA